AUGAAGGCCUCACCCUUACUCAUAUCUUGGCACAAUGACAAUUUACCAAUAUACUCGGUACACUUUGAGCCCCAUGGAAAAGGUCGACUUGCAACGGCUGGCGGAGACAACAAUGUCAGGCUGUGGAAAGUGGAAAAGGAUGGAGAGGAGAGGAAUGUCACAUAUCUUACUACGCUCAUAAAACACACCCAAGCGGUCAAUGUCGUCCGCUUUGCUCCACGUGGAGAAAUGCUUGCAAGUGCUGGGGAUGAUGGAAACACUCUACUCUGGGUACCAUCAGAGACCCACUCUCACACCCCUGCUUUUGGCGAAGACGCCCUCGAAGACAAGGAGACUUGGCGGAUCAAACACAUGUGUCGUUCUUCUGGCUCGGAGAUAUACGACUUGGCUUGGUCACCUGAUGGAAUUUUCUUCAUCACUGGUAGCAUGGACAAUAUUGCACGCAUAUACAAUGCUCAGUCUGGACAAAUGGUACGGCAGAUUGCAGAGCAUAAUCAUUACGUGCAAGGAGUGGCUUGGGAUCCACUUAAUGAAUAUGUCGCGACGCAGUCUUCCGAUAGAUCGUGUCAUAUCUACAAGCUAAAGACAAAGGACGGCCAAUUCACACUCAACCAGUACAACAGAGUCACGAAAAUGGAUCUGCCUGGCAGGAGAAUAUCCUCAAGCAGCCCAGCGCCGCCAGAAUCAGCCAUGCGUGGCCACUUAGUGGGUGACGCUUCCUCGUUGGCCCCAGGAUCACCUCAACCAUCAAUGCCGGGGACUCCAACAUCCCUUGCAUUGCCGAUGAACCCACCGGUAUUAUCCCACAGUCGUCGCUCCUCUUUUGGAUCGUCGCCCUCCAUACGGCGAUCAGCCUCUCCAGCGCCAUCCAUGCCUCUGCCUGCCGUACUGCCAAUGGAGAAGUCCCCGAAUCCCUACUUAAUGGGCAGUAUGGGAGUCAAGAACGCAGCCAUAUACGGGAACGAGACUUGCACCUCCUUCUUCCGAAGAUUGACAUUCGCCCCAGAUGGAAGCUUGCUUUUCACACCAGCUGGCCAGUAUAAGACCCCUCACCCAGCGGAUGGAGCCAAGAAUGCCGAUGAUGUGAUCAAUACAGUCUACAUCUACACUCGAGCAGGUCUCAAUAGGCCACCCAUAGCGCAUCUCCCGGGGCACAAGAAGGCAUCCAUAGCAGUCCAAUGUUCUCCUGUCUUCUAUACCCUUCGCUCCUCAACAAGGACUACUGCCAAUAUAACUAUCGAUACCUCAUCUGCAGAAGAAGCUAUAGCACCUUUGCCUGACUCUGUGCUCUCGUCGAAGCCUUCAACGCAUUCAGCAAUGGAUCCACCGCCAUCUACCGCGCCCUCUCCUAUGGAAUCCUCGCGGCCUACAUCCUCACCAAGGCCGACAGAAACCGACCCUGCUUCGAUGCAGGGGCCCACCCCAGCGUUUGCUAUGCCGUACCGUGUCGUGUACGCUGUCGCUACACAAGAUGCCGUGCUUGUGUAUGACACUCAACAGAUGACACCACUGAUAAUGAUCAGUAAUUUACAUUUUGCCACUUUUACAGACCUGACUUGGUCUAAUGACGGGCUGACGCUGCUUAUGAGCUCAUCAGACGGCUUCUGCUCCAACCUGACAUUCAAUCCUGGCGAGCUGGGACAGAUCUAUAGCGGGCACGUGCCCACUGCUCACCACCCGUCUCCGGCUAUCUCGACCAUGUCUACAGCACAGCCAAGUCCCACCACUGCGUCUGCUCCUCCUUUUGAUAAACAAAGCACACCUGUGUUAGCACCUUCGGCCUCGCCCGCUCCUCUUCCACCGCCAAGUCCGACACGGUCUAAUUCAACGUCUUCAAUCGCUACGCAGUCUUCCCAAAUGGUGAACAAUCCUACUCCAACCCUAGGCAGUGUUCCGAGUGUCGCGGCUACGAAUCCGUCAUUCAAUGGCCUUCCAUGGACGACUCCGCCGCAGACGCCAAUGUCAGGGGUAACAAGCCGUCCAAGUUCAGUGAGUGGCAGUGUACUCGGGAAAAGAGACACGAGUGAGUCGGAAAAGGAGGAGGCGGCAAUUCCGAAGAAGAGGAGGAUCGCUCCUACUUUGGUCCGAGAUGAGGAUCCUUCCAUAGGAUCUUGA
Letharia columbiana is the source of this 2115-nucleotide messenger RNA. RefSeq lists its product as uncharacterized. The record is from RefSeq and is a predicted model, not a curated record. Gene Ontology annotation, molecular function: protein binding. Bases 1 to 2115 code for a protein of 704 amino acids. The transcript is spliced from 5 exons. NCBI's taxonomy places the organism in Eukaryota, Fungi, Ascomycota, Lecanoromycetes, Lecanorales, Parmeliaceae. Gene Ontology annotation, cellular component: nucleus; CAF-1 complex. Gene Ontology annotation, biological process: DNA replication-dependent chromatin assembly; nucleosome assembly.